AGAUACGGUUUGGUUGGUGGCAAGAGGGCACUUGAAGAUGCCAACCUUGGACAUGAAGUUCUUGAUACUAUGGACAAAUCAAGAAUUGGAGUUUUGGUUGGAACAGGCAUGGGGGGCUUAACUGCUUUCACCACUGGGGUUGAAAAUCUUAUCCUAAAGGGAUACAAGAAGAUAUCUCCAUUCUUCAUUCCUUACUCUAUAACCAAUAUGGGGUCAGCAUUGUUAGCCAUAGAUACUGGCUUGAUGGGGCCCAAUUACUCCAUCUCUACUGCUUGUGCCACUGCCAACUACUGCUUCUUUGCGGCUGCAAACCACAUCAGAAGAGGUGAAGCAGAUAUCAUGGUGGUUGGUGGGAGUGAGGCUCCAAUCCUGCCCACUGGUGUUGGUGGGUUCAUAGCUUGCAGGGCUUUGUCUCAAAGAAAUGAAGAACCCCAGAAGGCCUCGAGACCGUGGGACAAAGAUCGUGAUGGUUUCGUCAUAGGAGAAGGAUGUGGUGUGCUGAUAAUGGAGAGCUUGGAAAGUGCAAUGAAAAGAGGAGCAAAGAUAAUAGCAGAAUACUUAGGAGGUGCCAUAACAUGUGAUGCUCAUCACAUGACUGAUCCUAGGCCAGAUGGCCUUGGGGUCUCAUCUUGCAUAACCAAGAGUUUACAAGAUGCUGGAGUUUCCCCUGAAGAGGUGAACUAUGUGAAUGCUCAUGCAACAUCAACUCUAGCUGGGGAUUUAGCUGAAGUCAAUGCAAUCAAGAAGGUCUUUAAGGACACAUCUGAGCUUAAGAUGAAUGGGACUAAGUCAAUGAUUGGACAUGGUCUUGGGGCUGCUGGUGGAUUGGAAGCAGUAGCAACCAUAAAAGCAAUCACCACUGGAUGGCUGCAUCCAACUAUCAAUCAAGAUAAUUUGGAGCCUGAUGUUACAAUUGACACAGUUCCAAAUGUAAAGAAGAAGCAUGAGGUCAAUGUUG
This is a messenger RNA of Morus notabilis, 958 nucleotides long. Its product is annotated as 3-oxoacyl-[acyl-carrier-protein] synthase I, chloroplastic-like. The transcript is spliced from 6 exons. Gene Ontology annotation, biological process: fatty acid biosynthetic process. The annotation marks the transcript as partial. Gene Ontology annotation, molecular function: 3-oxoacyl-[acyl-carrier-protein] synthase activity. NCBI's taxonomy places the organism in Eukaryota, Viridiplantae, Streptophyta, Magnoliopsida, Rosales, Moraceae. The record is from RefSeq and is a predicted model, not a curated record.